Molecule: messenger RNA, 407 nt
Organism: Stegodyphus dumicola
Lineage: Eukaryota; Metazoa; Arthropoda; Arachnida; Araneae; Eresidae
Product: acyl-coenzyme A synthetase ACSM3, mitochondrial-like
Biological process (GO): fatty acid biosynthetic process; acyl-CoA metabolic process
Cellular component (GO): mitochondrial matrix
Molecular function (GO): fatty acid ligase activity; fatty-acyl-CoA synthase activity
Source: RefSeq, a predicted model, not a curated record
UGAAGAACAGAUACCGUAUCGGCCCAUUCGAAGUUGAAAGUGCUCUGAUGGAACAUCCAGCUGUCGUUGAAGUUGCUGUUACAGGCAGUCCCGACCCUUCCCGUGGAGAGGUUGUAAAAGCUUUCAUAGUCCUCAAGGAUACUUAUCGUGAAAAGAACGAACAGCAUUUGAUAAAGGAACUUCAAGAUCAUAGUAAGCGAGUGACAGCACCCUAUAAAUACCCAAGAAAGAUUGAAUUUGUGAAAGAAUUACCCAAAACAACGAGUGGGAAAAUCAAGCGUUUCGAGUUGAGAGAAAAGGAAUGGAAGAAAAAAUAAAUGCGCAUGUUACAAAUUGCAUUCUGAAUAAAAUAUAUGUUUUAAAAAAUUUCUCAACAAAAUAAAAAAUAAAUCAUAUCAUUAAUUUGA